GGCUUCUCUAAACCGAAAGAACACGAAGCAUACAAAAAUCGUUUCUCUCAUCUCAUCAUCACCAUCACCAUCACCGAUUCUAAACACCAUCAGACACACGCUUUGAUUCAAGCAAUCCCAAAUUCACAAUACCCUAAAUCCUCUUCUUUCCCCUAAUUGCAACCCUAAGUCUCAGUGAUCAUGAAUGAUUGGAGAAGAAAGGAUGAUCAGUGUAAUCAACAAGUCGCAAGAACCAAGUCUAAUAAUUAUCACAGAAAGCCACCCUUUGGUGGGAGUCCAAAAUGGCAACAGAACCUUCCCUCAUGGGAGAAAAGAUUUGUGACUUCAGUGGGAUCAUUAUCAUGGAAGAAGUUCUUGGAAGCAAAGGAAUUCACCCAUCUCUAUGACAAUAUAUUGAAAUGGGAUGAUUCUGCAGGAGAAGAAGCGUUUCGCAAUGCAAAAGAUAGAUUCUAUGCAAAAAUUCACGGUCUUCCCUGUGACAUUCAACUUCCCAAGCCAGAUUCAUUCAUUGAUGAAGUGGAUUGGAAUUCUGAAAUAGAUCAGGAUCUCAUACUGGAACUGGAGUCCGAUUCAGUGGCUCCUGAUUCCGAUUGUAAGCAUGAACCAGUUGUGAUCUUUGGGGACGCCAUCCCGGACCCCUAUCAACAUUACUCGCCUUAUGGAUGGGGAGAUGCCGAUGAUAAGAUGAAGAAAACUGAGAAUGGUGAAAACGAUGGGAUAAAUUGGGAUGAUUAUGUGAAUAAAUGGGAUGAUUGGGAUGUUGGACCUGGGAAUCAUUGGUGGGGUUGGAACGAAAAUGAUGAUAAUAAUAAUAAUAAAGCGGAAGGAGAUCAAGGCUGGAAUGAUCAAAAGAAUAACCAUCAUUCGCAUGUGAAUAAUGAGAGGUGUAUAUCAAGCCAUAAAACAUGCAGGUAUCAUGGAGAUAAAAAUCGUUUUUCGAGGAAUAACGGGAAUCGGAGGAAAUCAAGUAGUCAAGGCCAUGGAAAUCAACGAAUGCAAGUUUCAACGAUUCAAGGCCAUGGAAAUCAACGUAUUCAUGUGCACCCCUGAGUCACAAAAGUUAGAGACGGGUUGUGCUUAAAAAACCCCCGUUUUCUUGAAUUUAAACAACGUUUACAUCUUUUUGCGGUUAGUUUUGUGAAUAAAGCAAAUCCCUUUUGGGGAGAUUUUGGGUAAUGUUUAAAAUGAAUUUGGGAGAGUUUACAGUGUCAGUAGAAGUUCUUUGUGUUUUCUCUGUAGAUGCUUACCUUUAUAGUGUACUGUUCUUCAAUGUUCAGUGACAAUUUUUCAUACUGGCUAUAAU
Cynara cardunculus var. scolymus (artichoke) is the source of this 1303-nucleotide messenger RNA. RefSeq lists its product as uncharacterized. The transcript has 3 exons. NCBI's taxonomy places the organism in Eukaryota, Viridiplantae, Streptophyta, Magnoliopsida, Asterales, Asteraceae. The record is from RefSeq and is a predicted model, not a curated record. The coding region runs from base 181 to 1050 and encodes 289 amino acids.